Molecule: messenger RNA, 3464 nt
Organism: Oncorhynchus gorbuscha (pink salmon)
Lineage: Eukaryota; Metazoa; Chordata; Actinopteri; Salmoniformes; Salmonidae
Product: urotensin-2-like
Exons: 4
Coding region: 2346-2741 (131 amino acids)
Biological process (GO): blood vessel diameter maintenance; regulation of blood pressure
Cellular component (GO): extracellular region
Molecular function (GO): hormone activity
Source: RefSeq, a predicted model, not a curated record
GACCAUGGGACUGAUGUCAGAGACCUCUGUUAAUUAAAUAAACAUUAUCAUACGAGAGACCAUGGGACUGAUGUCAGAGACCUCUGUGAAUUAAAUAAACAUUAUCAUAGGAGAGACCAUGGGACUGAUGUCAGAGACCUCUGUUAAUUAAAUAAACAUUAUCAUAGGAGAGACCAUGGGACUGAUGUCAGAGACCUCUGUGAAUUAAAUAAACAUUAUCAUAGGAGAGACCAUGGGACUGAUGUCAGAGACCUCUGUUAAUUAAAUAAACAUUAUCAUAGGAGAGACCAUGGGACUGAUGUCAGAGACCUCUGUGAAUUAAAUAAACAUUAUCAUAGGAGACCAUGGGACUGAUGUCAGAGACCUCUGUUAAUUAAAUAAACAUUAUCAUAGGAGAGACCAUGGGACUGAUUUCAGAGACCUCUGUGAAUUAAAUAAACAUUAUCAUAGGAGAGACCAUGGGACUGAUGUCAGAGACCUCUGUUAAUUAAAUAAACAAUUGCAAAUGGUGACGUACUUUUGUUGCAAAAUGUUACCUUCUAUGAACACACCCCGUCUGUCUUUAGAGUCUCAGCCAAUGACUACAUCUGCCUGCUUUUUGGCCUAUUUAGGAUCCAUAAUAAAUACAAAUAGGAGGGUUUAUAGCAGGGCUAGGCAAAAGUGAAAUUCCCAAAUAUAACGUCUUGCUAGAACAAGCUUGGCCAUUGAGCAGUUUGAGCAUCAAUUAAUGACCCAUGGCAAAUCCUACACUGUCUUAAACUGACUUCAAAUGUCAUCUGAGCCAAGGGGCCUUCUGGAGCUGUAAAUAAAUACUUUAUAGACAGGUAACUGCAAAAUAAUGGAAACACUUAAGUAAAUGAGGGAUACAAAGUUGAUUCAAAGCCUGUGCUUCCAUUCAGGUGUGGUUCCUGAGUUAAUUAGGCAAUUAAUAUCCCAUCAUGCCCAUGCAUAAAAAUGCUGGGCAGGCCAUUACUCUGGCUAUUAUUUUGGUGACCCAUAGGAUGACAAUGCCCUCAUCCACAGGGCACGAGUGGUCACUGAAUGGUUUGAUGAGCAUGGAAACGAUGUAAGCCAUAUGCGCCCUCCCCAAAAGAAAUAAUCACAAUAAUCCUAAACCAUUUUGCACAUACAGUAGCUACUUUAUUGAGGACAAGUGUGCUUACUACGACUGUGAUAUGUGGUUGUCCCACCGUGAUAUCUUCAGGAAUGCACUGACUCUAAGUCAGACUGGAUAAGAGCGUCUGCUAAAUUACUCAAAUGUAAUGGCCGUCUCAGUCACCAUAUCACGAUAGUGUCACCUCCCUCCAAUAGAGUUCCAAAGACUUGUAGAAUCCAUGCCAAGACGCAUUGAAGCUGUUCUGACUCGUGGUGCCCCACGCCCCAUUAAGACCAUGUGUGUUGGUGUUUCCUUUAUUUUGGCAGUUACCUGGAUCUCCAUAACUUCAAAUCUCAUUUCCUUCUGCUGACUUAAUGGACCAUUUCAUGCCCAACAUUGUAUUGUAGGAUGAAUAUCACAAUUGAUAUCAGGGAUAAUGUUACGUGUGUUAUGUGAUUUAAUGUAAGAACAGCAUGCAUACAUUUCUACAUCAACCCCAAUGCAACUGAGGAAUAGUCCAAAUUAUCCACCGUGAGACAGCCUGACACCUGCUCCAGAGGAGUAACACUGACUAAUAUUCAUAAACACCUCCAUCCUCACGUAGGGUGUAUGACCUAUUAGGCUACAGGAUAUAACGCCCAACUAACUGCUUUCAAUGAAUUAUGUAAAACAACAAAAUCAUAUUGUACUGUGACCAGGGAGUCAUGUGUUUGGAUGGGUAGUCGAGGUGAGGGAGAUAAAUGCUAUUCCAUAAAGCCUGUAAGUCACGCAGUGAGUUGGUUGAUUUAAUGAAAGUGAAGUCACGUAGCAGGUUAAUUAAUUCAUAAAAUAAACAGUCAAUUCUGUGCCCUAGUCUCUCCACCUGGUCCCCCUCCACAGGCAGAUGAGCAGGGCAUUCUAAACACCUGGGCAAACCCGAUUUACCGAUUCAGUUAAACUAGUCAAUCAACCCGCCGGGACCAUAAAGCACAUCUUUGCCCCCGACACGUAGACCCACGACCCACGGUCCGUUUUAUAGUUCCCUAUAACUCACCUGAGUGACUGGAUGUUGAUGUAUCACACACAGAGAGAGUGUUUGUGACAUCAGAUGGACCUAUGGUAGUGUCACCCUAUUGUGGUGACAUGGGGUGGAGUGGGGGCAGUACAUGGGGUAUAUAACCCUUUGGGGGAGAGAGCAGAGAGAAGAUAACCCUCUCCAGACCUCAGGAGCACCCAUCACCCACCCAGAAGACUCAGACACAACAGGCCCAUGGAGAUGAUGUUUAACCUGCUCCUAUCGUGGACCUUCCUGCUGGUAGCCACUGGACCGCUAUUGGCACAUCCCAUCACAGACUCUGCAGAGAUGCCCUACCCAGGUCCUGUAUCCGUGGAGGAUGGAGGAGCAGGUAGUCCAGACGAGCUGUCUUUCUCUGAGCUGACGUAUCUUCCCCAAGUUGGCCCUGGACUCAGAUACUCACCCCUACUGUCUGGAGAUCUCAGCAGAGAUGGUCUCAGUGCAGCUGGACUACUCAAAAGGCAGAUGAAGAGAGAUGAGUGGCUGGAGAAACAGAGUCACCUCAACCCCUUCAGCCGCUUCUUUGGCAUCAGGAAGCAGUCCAGGAAAAGAGGAGUUGCCUCAGAGUGCUUCUGGAAGUACUGUGUCUAAACCAGUCAAGUGUCCAUAGAGAAAUACAUUCACACCAUAUGCAUUAUGAUGAAGAGAUGUGGCUUGUACUGAGACACAACCCCUCUCUUGCACACAACAAAGCAUACACAUGCGCACAUAUGUACAUGCAUGCAUACUGUACAUUCACACACAGGAAAACACACACACAUAAGGACACUACACACAGACAGGGAUGGACUGAAUGGAUAUCCCACAGGUUGAUAUAUGUUACAGUAUGCAGACUAUUUUGUUUUUAUCCCUGUCCCACCUGUGUGUUUAAAAUGUUCACUGUUUAAUGUUACUGAGCAAACAUGACCUGCAUGAACAACUAAAUGGCUGUGCUGUAUAUUAAAUACAAAUCAAAUGUUCUACUUGGAAAAGCUCUCCGUUGGACGUCUGGUCCCAGGGGAAUAAUUCAUUGAACUACCAAAUGCAUUUAUGCAGUCUGUGAUAAAAUAAACAUUGACAUCUCUUCACGCAAAAAGAUCACAUGAAGAACAUAAUAUAAUGUCUACAGUCUUUAUUUGAGUCAUAAGGGGAUGGGAUUCAUUGUAGAAGACAUGCAAAGGAGUCGUACUGUUCACUGUAGGUCUGAGAAGCAGACAUUUGGCAGAUCAAAUUUGUCAGAAAAUGAUACUGUGGUAUAAUCUCAUUGUUUUGUAAGACAGUCCAUCAACCGCGGACACCAUUCAUCCGCUCCAUUGGAAAAGCAGGCAGAUACUU